UGAGUUUUAUGAAAAACAGAGGCCAUUUGGAUUAUCCACUAUCAAUUCUUCUAUAAAUGUUAUUAGAACUUGGCCUGUAAACAGGCUAAACUAGAUGUUGGUGCGAAUUCGAUUGUGCUAUUCAUGGUUGCGUUUUGUGGGCAUGUUGAAUUGAUCGGUUUGUGUUACAAUUAGAUGAAAACCUGAGUGGUGUAUUGCAAUUGCUACACCCUUCUUCACUUAGAUGCAGUGAAGGGGCAUUGAGCUGAGGUAAACAUGUUGCUUAAUCAAUGUGGUCGAGGUCAUGAUGUUUGUUGGGCACAACCCCCCUUCACUAUGGGGUUGAAUUAGGGCUUGUUGACGUCGCUGUGUUGUUAAUUUCUCAUGGGGCUAACAGCCAAUGUUACGAGUCUCAAAGGUGAAAUCUUUUAUUUUACCAAGUUCACUUCUUGAUCUGCAAUAAUCCGUAGGUUAAAAUUGGAGAUGACUUAUAAGGCCGGGCCUUGAAAUUGAAUUGAUGAUGGGGCAUCAGGAAAAAAAGUGGCUGGAGAGGCCCAUCGGGUUAAAGACGAUUGUUGAACCCGGAAGGAUCAACAGGCGUGGUUCGGUUCCCUAUACAUAUCAUACCCCUUUCUGUCUCAAACCCUUAAAACCAACAUCGGAAUACCAAACGUCUUCAUUUUUCGUCCUUGUGUCAAUCCUUUAACAAGUUAAGCCAGCCAUGAGUUCCGCAGGAUCAACCAAGGGAGGCAGAGGCAAGCCCAAGUCAUCCAAAUCCGUGUCCAGAUCUCAGAAGGCCGGUUUACAGUUCCCCGUCGGCCGUAUUGCCCGUUUUCUCAAAGCUGGAAAGUACGCGGAUCGGGUGGGUGCCGGCGCUCCUGUCUAUCUUUCCGCCGUCCUUGAGUACCUUGCUGCUGAGGUUCUUGAACUUGCUGGUAAUGCAGCAAGGGACAACAAGAAGAACCGUAUUGUUCCAAGGCACAUUCAGCUGGCUGUGAGGAAUGAUGAGGAGCUCAGCAAACUCUUGGGAACAGUUACUAUUGCAAAUGGUGGUGUUUUGCCCAACAUCCAUCAGAAUUUGUUGCCAAAGAAAAUUGGAAAAGGGAAGGGUGAUAUUGGCUCUGCGUCUCAGGAGUUCUAAAGGGUAUUUAAUAUGGGAUAUUAAUGUUUUCCAAGAUUUCAUAUGUUGGUUGAGAGUGAGAUCAGAGACCAUCAUCUAUUAGUUUUUGCCUGUGAAUUGUCAACAUAUUUUUUUGUUGGGGUUAUGGUUGAAUACAGGAAAGAAGCCAUUCUGUUAUAGCCCAUCUAUAUGUGAUGGUAUUGAACUUUUGAUUUAUUAAUAUUAUCAAUGGAAAUUUUGAGUUUAUGUUCUUAAA
This is a messenger RNA of Manihot esculenta (cassava), 1355 nucleotides long. Its product is annotated as histone H2AX. Gene Ontology annotation, molecular function: structural constituent of chromatin; DNA binding; protein heterodimerization activity. Bases 701 to 1120 code for a protein of 139 amino acids. Gene Ontology annotation, cellular component: nucleosome. The record is from RefSeq and is a predicted model, not a curated record. The transcript has 2 exons. NCBI's taxonomy places the organism in Eukaryota, Viridiplantae, Streptophyta, Magnoliopsida, Malpighiales, Euphorbiaceae.